Molecule: messenger RNA, 3015 nt
Organism: Spodoptera frugiperda (fall armyworm)
Lineage: Eukaryota; Metazoa; Arthropoda; Insecta; Lepidoptera; Noctuidae
Product: nose resistant to fluoxetine protein 6-like
Exons: 14
Coding region: 145-2208 (687 amino acids)
Molecular function (GO): acyltransferase activity, transferring groups other than amino-acyl groups
Source: RefSeq, a predicted model, not a curated record
GCAGAUGUUAGACCGCUGUAACAUAACACACACGUUUUUUAUUUAUUUAUUUAUUUCGUAACGGAACGUCACGCAACACAGUUCUUCGUUCUAAUUGUCACGGAAUAGAAAAAACUCUGUAUUCUGCAGUAAUUGUUAUCAAAAAUGUUAUUCCUUGUAUCAAUUAUAGUUUUCAUUUUAUUUCCUGGACAAGUGCAUCCACUAGGUAUAAACAAGCCACAAGCAGACACAUUCCUAGACUCGUUGGCACACAAACUGAAACUCGAGACGUGGGAGCGAGACGAGGUGCCGUGUUUGGAAAACAUUUUAAAUAUUUUUGAAAAUGUCAAGAAUCAUACUUUGUGGGCCACGUGGAUGUGGAACGCCAACGCACUACCUACGGGCAAUUUGUACGGCUCGUUCAGACACUACGGGAGUUACGACCAGUGCCUGAACCCUCCAUGGCUGCACACCCAUCCACAAUUGAAGACCAAGUACUGCUUCGCUGACUUCCAACUUUCCAAACACAGUGAUGUCAAACAACAUGUAGACUAUGAUCCUUUUGGAUCAACUUUGAAUUAUGUUAAUUCACAAACACCAUCAUCUUUGCCCUUGAACCAAAUCAUAUGGGGUCUCUGUAUCCCAGCGAUCUGCUCACCUACAGCGGUCUCGAAACUGGCCAAGGUGUUAUAUGAGGCAGCUACAUUCGGCAGCAUAGCGUCUGACGUCACGGUGAAACACUGCCAGGAGGCUGGGGAGAGAACACCAUACUCUACUGGGUUUUAUAUCUUCAUAGCUCUAAUACUGUCGCUGAUAACAACAGCCGUGGCGUCGACCUGCUAUCGGACGUAUGUAUCAUCUGGAGAGGAGUCGCCAAACAGUUUAAAAACGAUAAUAACAAAAUCAUUCUGUAUCAUCAAGAACCAAGAAGAUUUAGUGAAGGUCAAUAAGGGUGAGAUUCGCUCGAUGAACGGUAUCAGAUUCCUGACUGCAGCCCUUAUCGUCAUAGUGCAUGUGGUUUUCUAUAUAAUGUUAUCUGGUAUAAAUAAUUUUGCCGAUUUUGAAAAGCAAUUUGAAGGCAUCGGUGUGUCAUAUCUUCAUGUUGAUAUCAUUGUGGACACGUUCUUUACUAUGUCUGGUCUACUGCAUAUGAGAGGACUGAUGGGAAGACAACAGAAUUUGUUUGGCGUACUCUGGAAACGAUACAUAAGGUUAAUAGGUCCCUUCGCCGUUGUUGUGUUCUACUUAACAUUUGUAUCCAAACACUGGAACUCCGGGCCAGGCUGGUAUAACUUAGAGGAGACAGAAGUUUGCGAGAAAUACUGGCUGAGGAACUUGCUCAUGGUGAAUUUCGAUAUUAAACUCAGUUGUCAAGCAAUCACUUGGUACGUGCCCUGUGACUAUCACCUCACAAUCCUGGGCACUCUCAUCUUCUACUUCUAUCAGAAGAAGAGGAAGCUUGGCUAUACAGUGUUUGUAGCUGUGCUACUCCUGUCCAUGAUCAUUCCUGCAGUAUUGACGUACUGGCUUAAUUUCCAGGCUGUGAUUUUAUUGGAUUUUGGCAAGCACAUUAUGAACUACCGUGACACUUGGCAGUUCAACUACAUCUACACUCCGUUCUACAGCCGCGGCAGUCCGUACCUCGUGGGCAUCGCCAUGGGGUACCUCACAACCAUCUACAAACCUGCUGACUACAGGAAAUGUGUACCUAAAACUUGGUCCAUCAUUGCUACGGCUGUGGGUGUGUUUGCCAUGAUGUUCACCAUGUCCAUAGCUUAUAUAAUCGUUUGCCGAGGGUAUGAUCCUCUGGAAGCAGCUAUCUUCGUAGGCACGAAGAGGAUCCUUUGGUCUGCUGCCAUCUGCUGCAUUAUAGGGAUGUGUGAAUAUGGAACUGUUCCUAUAGUCUCCAAUAUGUUGAGUUGGUCUGCGUUCACACCUCUAAGUCGGCUGUCCUACGGCAUUUACAUGAUCCAUCCGCUGGUGAUUCAAAAGUUCCAACUUUCGCAACGAUCGACUCACUUUUUCGAUUUCUAUUGUAUUCUUUUCAGCGCAGUAGGGGCAACGGUGAUAUCAAUAGGACUCAGUUACGCGAUGUGGCUGUUUGUGGAGGCGCCGCUGAUCAACAUCACCAACCAACUCUUCUUCAAUAGGGUAAAUGGACCAGUGAAAGCUGUUGGUACGAAUGGAAUCCAACAUAGGAAUGGCAUUACUAAGACCAAGUCUUCGUAAGUUAAAAAGUGUUAGAGUUUGAAAAAGAUAGUCUAAUGUAUAAAUACCAUAAAGGCAGAUCAUUUAAAUUCAAUAUAAUUAUUGUGAUUUAUUAUAUACUAGCAAACCUUUUCUGAAAUUUUCCUGAAUUUUUAACCGACUUCAAAAAAAAGGAGGAGGUUCUCAAUUCGACCGUAUAUAUGCUUUUUUUUAUGUUUGUUCGCGGAUAACUUUGUCGUUUAUGAACCGAUUUUGAUGAUUCUUUUUGUAUUUGGUAGGUCUUAUACCAGAGGUGGUCCCAUUAAAAUUUUAUCAAAAUUGGUUUAGCACUUUUUGAGAUAAUUAACAAAAACAAAUAUCAAUACAAACAUUUACUAUUUCUGUUCGCGAAUAACUGUGUCGUUUAUGAACUGAUUUGGAUGAUAAUUGUUGUAUUUCGUAGGUCUUACAUCAGACGUUGUUCCAUUAAAAUUUUAUCGAAAUUGGUUCAGCACUUUUUGAGAUAAUUAACAAAAACUUUUUUUUUUAUGUAUGUUAAUCGAUAUCUCCGGCAGUUAUAGACCGAUUUGAGAAAUUCUUUUUGUGUUUGAAAGAGUACGAUGUCAGUGUGGUCCCAUAUAUUUUUUUUAAAGUCUGACCAUAAAUGUAGAAGAUAAUCCAGGGAACUCCUCAAAAAUGAACAGAAUGUGCUCUGCGUUUGAGUUUAAGUGAUGUAUAUUAGCUUAUCUUUAUGAGUAACCAUACAAUUCAGGACGGAUAGUAGCAUAUCUGGUAUAGAAUGAUGAGUAGCUUGAUGUGCUGUCUGAGUUACAUGACUGUAUACCUAUG